AUGAGUGACCUAAGUGACACAAUGAGUGACCUAAGUGACACCAUGAGUGACCUAAGUGACACCAUGAGUGACCUAAGUGACACCAUGAGUGACCUAAGUGACACAAUGAGUGACCUAAGUGACACCAUGAGUGACCUAAGUGACACUAUGAGUGACCUAAGUGACACCAUGAGUGACCUAAGUGACACUAUGAGUGACCUAAGUGACACCAUGAGUGACCUAAGUGACACCAUGAGUGACCUAAGUGACACCAUGAGUGACCUAAGUGACACCAUGAGUGACCUAAGUGACACCAUGAGUGACCUAAGUGACACCAUGAGUGACCUUCCUAAGUGA
Procambarus clarkii (red swamp crayfish) is the source of this 336-nucleotide messenger RNA. The record is from RefSeq and is a predicted model, not a curated record. NCBI's taxonomy places the organism in Eukaryota, Metazoa, Arthropoda, Malacostraca, Decapoda, Cambaridae.